CUUUGUCAUUCUGUUCUGUUCUGUUUUUGUCUCGUCUCGUAUGUUGUUUCAAUGAAGUUUCCCCUGCUUGCUUUUUCAUCCUGCACAAUUUUGCAAGAAUGUCAAGCAUCUAGAAAUUAAUCUGAAGACAAUAAAAGAGCACUUUUCGGCAAAUGCUUAUACCACAUCCGCCACAUUCUAGUGAAAGGUCUCAUAAUUAGCUGUCCGGACUGCAAAAAUAUUUCUCUUUUGUUGCUGAGCGAAGUUUUAGUUUUUUUAAUAUGUGCACCUAGAUUUGACCUAAUAUAACAGGAUGACUGAAUCAAUGGAAAAGGCUGCCAUAGCCUUGUUGAUGCGAGCCGUGACCCUCGACAAAGAGGGCCGGUUCACAGAGUCGUUUUCCUGUUACACUGAAGGAACUCAUCUUCUAAUGGAAGCAAUUAAAGGGAUGACUGACAAGACAAAAAGUGAUGGUUUCCGAGCCAAGGCAAACACUUAUUUGACGCGAGCCGAACAAAUUAAAGCGCACAUUGCUGCCGAAAAACAAAAAGGUCUCUACACCGAGCACUUUGAGAUCCAUGAAAACGCCACUGGGUUUAGCUACAACACCAUUCUAGGGCGGUUCUUGGGGGUUGACGUGGUGUGGGUACACAUUGAAGACCCUUACAUAAGGAAGCACCACCAGUGCGUAAAUCUGUUAAGAUUGUGUGAGCUGUUUGUGGCAAAAUGUGUGCAACUAAAGGAAAUCAGACUGGUUACUUCGUCGAGUGAUGAAGAGCAAGCAAAAAAAUUGUCUGAUAUAUCAAAGAGUUUAAAAGGAAGGGGAAUCAGUUUAGAUGUUAAAUAUUCCAGCACUUUGCACGACCGGCAAAUACGAAUGAGCAGUGGAUGGGUUGUAAAAAUUGGUAGAGGGCUUGACUAUUUUAAAGCACCCGAGGGCCAAAUGAGUCUAGGCUAUUUUGAUCUUGACCUACGACCGUGUAUGCACACAAGUGUUGACAUUUUUUUCAACAAGCAGCAAUGAAAUUUUUAAGUGAUAACGACUGAUUUGUGAAAAUAAAUAAAAUCCAACAUACCUUUUU
Molecule: messenger RNA, 1061 nt
Organism: Neocloeon triangulifer
Lineage: Eukaryota; Metazoa; Arthropoda; Insecta; Ephemeroptera; Baetidae
Product: MIT domain-containing protein 1-like
Exons: 5
Coding region: 293-1003 (236 amino acids)
Source: RefSeq, a predicted model, not a curated record